Molecule: messenger RNA, 1703 nt
Organism: Rhinolophus ferrumequinum (greater horseshoe bat)
Lineage: Eukaryota; Metazoa; Chordata; Mammalia; Chiroptera; Rhinolophidae
Product: keratin, type I cytoskeletal 15
Exons: 8
Coding region: 64-1413 (449 amino acids)
Molecular function (GO): structural molecule activity
Source: RefSeq, a predicted model, not a curated record
UAGCCUGCACCUCUUGCCAGCGUCGCUUGUCCUUGCCGAGAACUCACCGACUGCUGCCUGGCCAUGAGCACUGCAUUUCUGCAGACUUCUUCCUCCCCCUUUGGGGGUAGCUCUACCCGGGGGGGUUCCCUCUGGGCUGGGGGAGGUGGCUUUGGUGGGGGGAAUUUCUUUGGGGGAGGUGGAAGCCGGAGUAUGUCAGCUUCUUCUGCCAGGUUUGUUUCCUCUGGGUCGGGAGGGGGCUAUGGGGGUGGCAUAAGCUGUGGCUUUGGCGGAGGGGCUGGUAGUGGUUUCAGUGGAGGCUUUGGAGGUGGCUUUGGUGACUUCGGUGGUGGCGAGGGUGGCCUCCUCUCUGGCAACGAGAAGAUCACCAUGCAGAACCUCAACGACCGCCUGGCCUCCUAUCUGGACAAGGUGCGCGCCCUGGAGGAGGCCAACACCGACCUGGAGGUGAAGAUCCGUGACUGGUACCAGAGGCAGAGCCCGGCCAGCCCGGAGCGCGACUACAGCCACUACUACAAGACCAUCGAGGAGCUCCGGGACAAGAUCCUGGCGGCCACCAUUGAUAACUCCCGGGUCAUCCUGGAGAUUGACAACGCCAGGCUGGCUGCGGACGACUUCAGACUCAAGUAUGAGAAUGAGCUGGCUCUGCGCCAGAGCGUGGAGGCCGACAUCAACGGCCUGCGCAGGGUGCUGGACGAGCUGACCCUGGCCAAGGCUGACCUGGAGAUGCAGAUCGAGAGCCUGAAUGAGGAGCUGGCCUACCUGAAGAAGAACCACGAGGAGGAGAUGAGGGAGUUUGGUAGCCAGGUGGCCGGUCAGGUCAAUGUGGAGAUGGACGCAGCCCCAGGUGUGGACCUGACCCGUGUGCUGGCGGAGAUGAGGGAACAGUACGAGGCCAUGGCGGAGAAGAACCGCCGCGACGCCGAGGCCUGGUUCUUCAGCAAGACAGAGGAGCUGAACAAGGAGGUGGCCUCCAACACAGAGAUGAUCCAGACCAGCAAGACGGAGAUCACAGACCUGAGACGCACCUUGCAGGGGCUGGAGAUCGAGCUGCAGUCCCAGCUCAGCAUGAAAGCUGGGCUGGAGAGCUCCCUGGCGGAGACGGAGUGCCGCUAUGCCACGCAGCUGGCACAGAUCCAGGGGCUCAUCAGUGGCCUCGAGGCCCAGCUGAGUGAGCUUCGCUGCGAGAUGGAGUCUCAGAACCAGGAGUACAAAAUCCUGCUGGACAUCAAGACGCGGCUGGAGCAGGAGAUCGCUACUUACCGCAGCCUGCUGGAGGGCCAAGACGCCAGGAUGGCUGGCGUUGGCACCAGAGAAGCCUCCCUGGGAAGUGGCAGCAGUGGCAAAGUCCGUAUCAACGUCGAGGAGUCAGUGGAUGGAAAGGUGGUGUCUUCCCACAAGAGAGAAAUCUAAGUGCUCAGUGCAGGAGAGAGGCCCCUCGCCACCCCCACCCUCCCCAGGCUGAGCAGAGGACUAGCUAGAGGGGCCGGAAAAGCAAAUUCAUUUCUGCCUUCAGAAGGUCCAGCUCAAGAGGGUCCCUUGUCUCUUAGUUUGGAGCUUUACAUGUUCUCCUUCGCACUGCCCUCUAGUUCUCCCUGCCUCCUUUAGAGCAAGAAGGUGCGAGAAGCAGCUGUAUUGUAUCACAAGUUCAUUUGUACUGUGUCUGCCCAUGCAAUAAAGAAUCGCUUUUCCUUUUGCAAAUA